UCCACUGCUUCCCUUUUAUUACCAUUUUUGGUCCUUUAAUAUAUAUAUUUUUUCUCGUGCUUUCCCCAGGACCAAACAAAAACUCCUCCAACAACUCAUGUUCCAGUUCAUCACAUAAAACUUCCAAGAAGAAAUAGGUUGAAAAUUUAGUUAAAUUACUAUCUAGUACGUCAUGGGUCUCUGCUUUGGAACUCCUGCUGCUAAUGAUCCCAGGCCUCUCUUCAUCGCAACACCCACUAGUCCAGGAACGUCAAGUAAUCAUAGCAAGAACACUGUUGGGUUGUCGGGGACGAGCAGCAGCGCGGAGAAGAGCCAGUUUUCGAAGGCGGUGAGUGCGAGUGGGGGCAUGGAGGAGAGUCAGCACCCGAACGGGCAGUUCUUGGACACACCUAACUUGAGGGUGUUCACUUUCUCGGAGUUGAAGGCCGCCACAAAGAAUUUCAAGUCGGACUCGGUGCUCGGCGAGGGCGGCUUCGGGAAAGUCUUCAAGGGCUGGGUGGAUGAGAGGACUCUGAACCCUUCUAAGGCUGGGACUGGCAUGAUGGUUGCUAUUAAGAAGUUGAACUCCGAAAGCGUGCAAGGUUUUCAGGAGUGGCAGUCAGAAGUAAACUUUCUAGGAAGGCUUUCUCAUCCAAACUUGGUAAAGCUAUUAGGAUAUUGUUGGGAGGACAAAGAGUUGCUUCUUGUCUAUGAGUUCAUGCAGAAGGGAAGCUUGGAGAACCAUCUUUUUAGAAGGCAUCCUGCCAUCGAGCCUCUUUCUUGGGACAGAAGGCUCCAAAUAUCCAUAGGAGCAGCUCGAGGAUUGGCUUUCCUGCACACUUCAGAGAAGAAAGUCAUAUACAGAGAUUUCAAGGCCUCAAACAUACUUCUUGAUGGGAGCUACAAUGCCAAGAUUUCAGAUUUUGGGCUAGCAAAACUGGGGCCAUCUGGUGGAGACUCGCAUGUGACGACGAGGAUCAUGGGCACCUAUGGUUAUGCAGCCCCUGAAUACAUUGCGACAGGUCAUUUAUACGUGAAGAGCGACGUGUAUGGUUUUGGUGUUGUGAUGCUCGAAAUGCUAACAGGCUUACGAGCACUUGACACAAAACGCCCUAGCGGGCAGCAAAAUCUUGUUGACUGGGCUAAACCGUGUCUCUCUUCGAAAAGAAAGUUGAGUACCAUUAUGGAUGUGAGGAUGGAGGGUCAAUACUCGCCCAAGGCUGCAUUACAAGCAGCACAACUCGCCUUCAAAUGCCUAGAACAGGAGCCUAAAAAUCGCCCCUCAAUGAAGGAUGUCGUGGACGCGUUGGAACGGAUUGAAGCGAUAAAAGAGAAACCAAAGCAUUACAAGACUAGCUAUAGACAUUCCUCUGUUAAAAAUCCCCAUGCUUAAUAGCCUAUGGUCAGACUCAGACAGAUCACAAAACAAGAAAAUUAUUAAACCUUUCAAGUUGUAAUAUGUAAUUGAAACAAUCAUUGUUUUUUUUUUUUUUUUUUUCUUUUUUGUUGCUGCAAUUGUUUGGAUUCAUCAAAAUUUUUGUUGGGACAGUCCCAAUUUGUUA
Molecule: messenger RNA, 1541 nt
Organism: Morus notabilis
Lineage: Eukaryota; Viridiplantae; Streptophyta; Magnoliopsida; Rosales; Moraceae
Product: probable serine/threonine-protein kinase PIX13
Exons: 6
Coding region: 173-1372 (399 amino acids)
Biological process (GO): protein phosphorylation
Molecular function (GO): ATP binding; protein kinase activity
Source: RefSeq, a predicted model, not a curated record